GUUUCCGCACUGACAAUACAACUGUAAAGGUUAUUAUGUGUGGGGGCGAUGUUGACAUUGUAAAGUACCCCCUCUGAUAGUAGCUCUGGAUCCGCUUUCUGCGCUAAGGGGGUCGAUGCGAGGGGUCCAUCAACUUUCUCCAGAACUCAAACUUGAAGAAGCAAAUCUCGCGCCUGCAUUCAUGAUCAGCUGAGCCAUUGCGGCGGCCCUAGCAUGAUGGCCCUGGUGGUGCAGCAGCAAGCAGCAAUCAGCACCCUUGCAUCGGUCCCCCGGGCAACAACCUCGAACGCUGCAACAACCACGUCUCAUCCUGCUUUGAUUGGUCUCUCUCCUUCCGCUCGCCAAUUGACGCCCUUGAGUAGACGAACUCCUUUUGCUGAUCUCUUGAGAAGAAGGGGUGUUGGCAGCGAUCUGGUCAGAGGCAGUCGGAAGAAGAUGGCCGAAGCAGCUCUGGGACUAUUUGGCGCGCCAGCCAAGGGCAAGGUGGGGGAAGAUCUUCCCAAGGGGUACGAGAAUGAUGAUCCAUCCAAGCAUAUGCCGAAGCGCAGAGCAGGGAUCUUGCUGCAUCCUACGUCACUUCCGGGGCCCAAUGGGGUUGGCGAAUUUGGCGACGAGGCCUUUAAGUUCAUCGACUGGUUGAAGACAACAGGGUGCACUGUAUGGCAGGUGCUGCCACUUGUGCCACCAGGCCGGAAGUCAGGAGAGGAUGGCUCCCCUUAUGCGGGACAGGAUGCAAAUUGCGGAAACACGCUCCUCAUCUCCCUGGACAAGCUUGUUGACGAGGGCCUCUUGGAGAAGUCAGACCUACCAAAACCAAUGCCCGUGAAGCGUAUUGACUACUCUGCUCUAGUGAAGCUCAAGGACCCCAUCCUUGCCAAGGCGGCGAAGAACCUGCUGAGCAAAGGGGGCAAGCUGAAGAAGGAGAUGGAGCAGUUCCGCAAGGAGCCUACUAUUUCAGGCUGGCUGGAGGACGCCGCGCUCUUUGCUGCGAUCGACCAGGCGGAGGACAAGGAGUUUUGGUGGGAGUGGUCAGCGCCGCUGAGAGACCGCGAUCCCAAGGCGCUCAAGGACGCCAGGAAGCAGCAUGCGCAGUUUAUCGACGAGUUUGUAGCCCAGCAGUUCCUGUUCCAGCGCCAGUGGCUCGCUUUGAAGAAGUACGCGAACGAGGCCGGCAUCUCGAUCAUGGGGGACAUGCCCAUCUACGUCGGAGGCCACAGCGCGGACGUCUGGGCCAACAGGAAGUCGUUCGCGCUGGACAAGGAGACGGGCAAGCCCGCGGCGGUGAGCGGCGUCCCGCCCGACGCGUUCAGCGCGACGGGGCAACUGUGGGGCAGCCCGCUGUACAACUGGAAGGCCAUGGAGAAGGACAACUACGCGUGGUGGGCGCAGCGCAUGAAGCGCGCGUUCAACCUGUACGACGAGUUCCGGAUCGACCAUUUCCGGGGGCUGGCCGGCUACUGGGCGAUCGACGCGGAGGAGACGACGGCCAUGAACGGGACCUGGAAGAUGGGCCCCAGGAUGAAGUUCUUCGAGGCGAUCAAGAAGGCGGUGGGGAAGAUCGACAUCGUGGCUGAGGACCUGGGUGUUAUCACCACCGAUGUGGUGCAACUACGACAGGCAAUUCAGGCGCCGGGCAUGUCUGUCCUCCUGUUCGCAUUCGGCGGCGACUCCCGCAAUCCGCACCUGCCCCACAACCACGAGACCAACCAGGUGGUUUACCCGGGAACGCACGACAACGACACAGUGCUGGGCUGGUGGCAGAAGGCGGGCGAGAAGGAGAAGACCCACGUCAAGGAGUACUUCGGGCUCCAAAGCGACGACGAUAUCUCGCACGCCUUCAUCCGGGCGGCUGUGGCGUCCGUCGCGCGGACCGCCAUGUUCUCCCUCCAAGACGUGUUGCAGCUCGACAACUCAGCGCGCAUGAACACGCCCGCCGUGCAGCUUGGCAAUUGGGGUUGGAGGGUAGGGGAGAGUGGAACAUUUGACAAGUUGAAAGACGAAGCGGCUUUCUUGCGAAAAGUUUUGGCGUACUACAACCGGAGUCCUGAGCUUGAGGAAGCCAAAGAAGAGAUCAAGUCCGACAAGACUGAGAUUGUGGAGGAUAAAGACGGUCUUUUGCAAGUAACAGCAUAGCCAGCCAAGGCGCAGCUUAUUGAAACUGAUAAGUCAGAUCGAACUUUCUGCAGCUUGCACCCUGAAACAACUUGCGAGAACCAGGGUCUUGUAGAUUUACUCACUCGUAGCCAAAAGAAACAGGCGCUGCCAAGGGUGAGAGGUGGCAGGUUUCUCAAAUUGGAUGUGCAUCCUUGUAGACCUUGCAGAAAGGAAGAAAGGGCGGCUGCUACCUUAAAGCGAUAGUUAUUGCGCCCUAUUAGUUCAAGUCUAUGCAUUGACACAGAAAAUUCAGUGAGCGCCAUCGGGACCAAUGAGUUACCUUCGGCUACUGGCAACACUCAUACUACUCACGUCAGACCUGAAUGAUUGUUGGAACGCCUGCCAUGGACGGUCAUGCA
This is a messenger RNA of Klebsormidium nitens, 2513 nucleotides long. The record is from the annotation of a GenBank genome assembly. Lineage: Eukaryota; Viridiplantae; Streptophyta; Klebsormidiophyceae; Klebsormidiales; Klebsormidiaceae.